Molecule: messenger RNA, 1604 nt
Organism: Drosophila innubila
Lineage: Eukaryota; Metazoa; Arthropoda; Insecta; Diptera; Drosophilidae
Product: acyl-CoA-binding domain-containing protein 5
Exons: 3
Coding region: 397-1353 (318 amino acids)
Biological process (GO): fatty acid metabolic process
Molecular function (GO): fatty-acyl-CoA binding
Source: RefSeq, a predicted model, not a curated record
GUUUAUUUUUAUUGCAAAACAAAUUAAGAGCAGCACAACAACGACCGCUGAUAGAUGUUCGCAUUAAUAAUUCCGAAGUAAUGAUGAUAGCUUGUCGUUAUCACUAAUCGUUGCAUUUUGUGUAUACACAACGGAAACAGCAGUUUGAUAUUGAUCUUCGACUUUUCAGAACUCUCACUCGAACUUUGUCAUCUUUUCACACAACGCCAUAUAGUACAUGUAUGUAAAUGUACUUGCCAGCCAGCUAAACAGUGAAUGUGUAUCAAUAGCAUUAAAUAAAGUGCAAGAACACUGCCAGAAAUAAAGAGACAGCAUCAUUUUGGGUGUCUGCACUUGCACAAGCUAAUUAAUUAGCAGCCAAUAACAAAAACAGCAUUAGGAACAAUAACAGAAGCAAUGGCCGGCAUUGAGGAACGUUUCCAGGCUGCUGUCAACGUGAUCAAGGGACUGCCCAAAAAUGGACCCUAUCAGCCCAGCAACAGCAUGAUGCUCAAGUUCUAUGGCCUCUUUAAGCAGGCAUCGGAGGGCGGUUGUGUGCAGAAUAAGCCUUCCUUUUGGGAUGUGGUUGGCCGAGCUAAAUGGGAGGCAUGGAAUAAGAAUCGGCAUUUGACCAAGGAGCAGGCCAUGCAACGCUAUGUGGAGGGUCUGCAGGAGAUCAUUGAGACAAUGUCGUUUACCGAGAAUGUUCAAAACUUUGUGGGCAGCCUUGAUGGUCUGAGCAACAUUAAUUUGGAUGAACUGGAACUGAUAUCGCCAGGCAUGAAGGAGUUGGCUGAAUCGCAUCCCAACUCUCCAUUUCAUUCGCGCACAAAUAGUCCUCAGCAUGGAUCCAGUUCGAAUAACUUGACGGAUACGCCAGUAACUGCGACAGCGACAGCAACGGAGGGAUUAACUAAUGGCCACAUAACGACGCCCCUGACCAAUGGCUAUGCAACCAAGACGAGCAACGGAUAUGCAACUCAUGAUUCGAGCAUUAACAACAACAAUUACACAAACAACAGCAGCGUGGCCAUUGUGGAGCCAUCCGAUGAUGAGUAUGAUGAUCCCUACGACACAAUGCUGCCACAGGAGCUCACACAGGCGAUUACCCACAAUACAGAUCUGUUGCGGCAAAUCCAGAGCACAAUUUCUAGUAUGAACAACGAUAUGGCUGCAGUGCAGCAACGUGUGCGCAGCGUGGAGCAAUCGCUGCUGGAGCUGCGCAAUGCACAAAAGUCACGACCGCCGAGUGGACGACAGCAGCCUGUCUGGUGGCCAUUCAAGGAUAUAUCGCCACUCUGGUUCGCCGUUCUGGUGCUUUGGCCUUUCCUGGUGCGACGAGUUGCGCGAUUGGUGGAAAGCAGACGCCGCUGACAUCGCACAGCUUUAGGCUUUAGAUUAGCUUAAUUGGUAUGGUAGUUAAAUUAUACUCUUGGUUAUGGGUACGAGCUUUGUCUGGCUUGCUUCGAUCCUCGAAUGCGUUCUACAGAGAUUGGCCUUAUCUUUAGUUUCUUACGGUUAUCCAGUUGCAAUAUGUAUCGUUUAAAAAUGGAUCUAUGUUUAUGUUUUUGUAUAUUUAUGUUGUAGUAACAAAAAUCAUAAGCACAUAAGCUAUUUGUACCACA